Molecule: messenger RNA, 1058 nt
Organism: Girardinichthys multiradiatus
Lineage: Eukaryota; Metazoa; Chordata; Actinopteri; Cyprinodontiformes; Goodeidae
Product: olfactory receptor 1-like
Exons: 1
Coding region: 78-1058 (326 amino acids)
Biological process (GO): G protein-coupled receptor signaling pathway
Cellular component (GO): membrane
Molecular function (GO): G protein-coupled receptor activity; olfactory receptor activity
Source: RefSeq, a predicted model, not a curated record
GUUAUUUAAAAAAACUUUGCCAUUCUUGGUUAUGCUUUUUAUUUUCUGAAAUAGUCUUUCUAUCCUGUUAAAUAAUAAUGCAUAGAGAGGGUGUGUUUAAUAUUAUAUUUAACUCCACAAUUAUUCGUCCUGUAAAGUUCUAUCUUGGUGGGUUUUACAACAUCUCUCAUGUUAAGUAUUAUUACAUCUUUCUGUGCUUUGUGUACAUCAUGACUGUCCUUGGCAAUGGCUUUCUGCUUUCUGUUAUCUACCUGGUGAAGACUCUCCACACUCCUAGAUACAUAAUAGUGUUUAACUUGGCUCUGACAGAUCUGUGUGGGAGCACUGCUCUCAUCCCAAAACUAUUGGACACAUUUCUGUUUGAGAGGAGAUACAUUGUUUAUGAGGCAUGCCUAAGUUACAUGUUCUUUGUUUUAUUCUUUGGAGGUAUGCAGUCAUGGACGCUUGUCACAAUGUCAUAUGACAGAUUAAUUGCAAUUUGCUUUCCAUUAAGAUACAAUGUUUUUGUCACAAGAAAAUCAAUAGUCAUGAUUCUGCUGUUUUCAUGGAUUUGUAUGUUGAUGGUAAUUGCAGUCUUGGUUGGACUUCUUGAGCGCCUGUCCUUCUGUGGAUCUAUAGUAAUACCAAGUUUUUUCUGUGACCAUGGACCAACAUAUCGCUUGGCAUGUAAUGAUAUAUCUAUAAACUACAUCAUGGCUAACGUCACCUUUUCUGUAGUCGUUUCUGUUCCCCUUGUACUGAUAGGUGCCACCUAUCUUUGCAUUUCUAUAGCGCUGAGCAGGAUUGCAUCUGGAGAAGAACGACUUAAAGCAAUGCGAACUUGUACUUCUCAUCUGAUUCUGGUGGGACUUUUUUUUAUACCAUAUCUGGGCACCAAUAUUGUUGUAAAAACUACUGGAAUUAAUCCGAAUGUGCGGAUAUUGAACUCUAGUUUAUCACACACUGUUCCCUCUCUGCUAAACCCUAUCAUAUACGCUUUAAAGACAGAAGAAGUGAUAAAUGCUCUGAAGACACUUUGCAAAAGAAAAAAAAAUAACAGAGCAGUCUCAAAAUGGUAA